CCCUUCCCCUUCUUAACCCCAAUCUCCAUUAUCUUCUUCUUCUUCCUUCGAUCAUUUUAAUUAAUCAGACCCCCCUCGCUCUCUCUCUCUCCCAAAUGGAGCAAACAUGAACCUCAAACCACCAUCUUCUUCACCACUAACCUUUAACUCCAACAACCCAUUUCCUGCAACCCACUCUUCUCUCACCCUCCAUUGGGUUUCUUCCCCACACUAUCCCUCCUCCAUCUCCAGCCCCACGCGCCCAUUUCGCCUACUCGCCACCGCCAACCCCCCCACCAACCCAACUUCAGACCUCUCUCUCGCCGCCACCGCCGCACUACCUAAUGAAGACCAAAAGCUUCUGACGCUCCUCCGCCAGAGAAAAACAGAGGAGGCUUGGAUUGCCUACACCCAAUCCACCCAUUUGCCCAAUCCCACUUGCCUCAGCCGCUUGCUCUCUCAACUCUCCUACCAGAACUCCCAUUCCGGCCUCACUCGCGCCCAGUCCAUCAUCACGCGCCUCCGCAAUGAGCGCCAACUCCGCCACCUCGACGCCAACUCCCUUGGCCUCCUCGCCGUCGCUGCCGCCAAGGCUGGCCAGACCCGCUAUGCUGCAUCCAUUGUCAAGUCCAUGCUCCGCUCCGGCUUCCUCCCUCACGUCAAGGCCUGGAGUGCCGUCGUGAGCCGGCUCGCCGCCACUGGGGAUGACGGGCCUGCCGACGCUCUCAAGCUCUUCCAUUCAGUUACCCGACGUGUCCGGCGGUUCUCGGAGCCGGAGUUGGUCGCUGACUCGCGGCCGGACACGGCAGCCUUCAAUGCUGCGCUGAAUGCCUGUGCCAAUUUGGGGGAUACUAAGAGAUUCUUGAAGCUGUUCGAUGAAAUGCCUGAGUAUGGUGCUGAGCCUGAUGUGCUCACUUACAAUGUUAUGAUCAAACUGUGCGCCAGAGUUGGAAGGAAGGAUUUGCUUGUUUUUGUGUUGGAGAGGAUUCUUGACAAGGGCAUUACCUUGUGUUUGACAACGUUGAAUUCGCUGGUGGCAGCUUAUGUUGGUUUCGGUGAUUUGGAAACCGCAGAGCAAAUGGUUCAAGCAAUGAGGGAAGGGAGGAGAGACCUGUGCAAGAUUUUAAGGGAUUUGAAUUCGAAUAAUUCAAAGUCGAGUCUAAGUGAUGGGGAUGUGUUUGAGAAGUUGCUUCCUAAUUCGGUUAGAGCAAAUGAUUGUGAGCCGCCAUUGUUGCCUAAAGCAUACACUUGUAACUCUAGGAUUUACACUACUUUAAUGAAGGGUUAUAUGAACGUUGGCCGUGUUACUGACACCGUUCGGAUGCUAGAGGCACUGAGGCACCAGGAUGAUAGCUCAAGCCAUCCUGACCAUGUAACCUAUACGACUGUUAUUUCUGCAUUUGUGAAGGCCGGCUCAAUGGACCGUGCUCGGCGAGUGCUUGCAGAGAUGACAAGAGUUGGUGUGCCUGCAAAUCGGAUCACGUAUAAUAUUCUUCUCAAAGGUUAUUGCCAGCAGCUGCAGAUAGACCAGGCCAAGGAGCUCCUUAGGGAGAUGGCUGAUGAUGCUGGGAUUGAGCCUGAUGUGGUUUCGUAUAAUAUAUUGAUUGAUGGAUGCAUACUGGUUGACGACAGUGCUGGGGCUCUUGGCUUUUUUAAUGAGAUGCGAACAAGAGGACUUGCUCCCACCAAGAUCAGUUACACCACUUUGAUGAAAGCUUUUGCCUUGUCGGGUCAGCCGAAGCUGGCUAACAAGGUGUUUGAUGAGAUGCUUAACGAUCCUCGGGUAAAGGCUGAUUUGGUUGCUUGGAAUAUGUUGGUUGAAGCGUAUUGCAGAAUGGGGUUAGUCGAAGAAGCCAAGAAAAUCAUUCAGAGAAUCAAAGACAAUGGGUUUCACCCUGACGUGGCCACUUAUGGCAGCCUUGCCAACGGAAUUGCAUUGGCUAGAAAACCAGGGGAGGCACUCUUGCUUUGGAAUGAAGUGAAGGAGAGAUGUAGGGUGAAAAAGGAAGGGGAAACUUCCGAUCCUUCCGAUCCGCCAACGCUGAAACCCGAUGAAGGGCUAUUAGAUACUUUGGCUGAUAUAUGUGUCAGGGCUGCUUUCUUUAAGAAAGCUUUGGAGAUUGUGGCUUGUAUGGAAGAGAAUGGGAUCCCUCCAAAUAAGACAAAGUUCACUAAAAUUUAUGUGGAGAUGCAUUCUAGGAUGUUUACUAGUAAGCAUGCCUCACAAGCCAGGCAGGACAGGAGGAUUGAGAGGAAGAGAGCAGCUGAGGCUUUCAAAUUUUGGCUGGGUUUGCCCAAUUCUUACUAUGGGAGUGAAUGGAGGUUAGAGCCUAUAGAUGGAGAUGAGUGAUGUAUGAUUAUGCUUCUGGUUCAGCUGAACCACUUGGCAUGUCAAUGUAUACUUUGUUACUCAAAAAGGUAGAAAAGAAACAGUUCUAGGGUAUUUACAAAAUCUGAGAAAGUGAGAAAAUAUUCCAAUGUAAAAUAAUUAUGUUAUCAUAUAGGUGAUUGAAAAUGA
This is a messenger RNA of Prunus dulcis (almond), 2497 nucleotides long. RefSeq names its product pentatricopeptide repeat-containing protein At3g09650, chloroplastic. The record is from RefSeq and is a predicted model, not a curated record. Lineage: Eukaryota; Viridiplantae; Streptophyta; Magnoliopsida; Rosales; Rosaceae. The transcript has a single exon. The coding region runs from base 107 to 2329 and encodes 740 amino acids. Gene Ontology annotation, molecular function: protein binding.